Molecule: messenger RNA, 780 nt
Organism: Yarrowia lipolytica CLIB122
Lineage: Eukaryota; Fungi; Ascomycota; Dipodascomycetes; Dipodascales
Product: 40S ribosomal protein uS5
Biological process (GO): translation
Cellular component (GO): ribosome; cytosolic small ribosomal subunit
Molecular function (GO): RNA binding; structural constituent of ribosome
Source: RefSeq, a predicted model, not a curated record
AUGUCUACUGAAGCAGCUGCUCCCCGAGGUGGAUUUGGCCGUGGUCGAGGUGACCGUGGCGGACGAGGCCGUGGCCGAGGUGGCCGAGGCCGAGGCCGAAAGGACGAGGAGAAGGGAUGGGUUCCCGUCACCAAGCUUGGUCGACUUGUCAAGGCCGGUCACAUCAAGUCCAUGGAGGAGAUCUACCUGCACGCUCUCCCCAUCAAGGAGUACCAGAUUGUUGACCAGCUCCUGCCCGUUCUCGAGGAUGAGGUCAUGAAGAUCAAGCCCGUCCAGAAGCAGACCCGAGCCGGUCAGCGAACCCGAUUCAAGGCUGUCGUUGUCAUUGGUGACUCCAACGGUCACGUCGGUCUCGGUAUCAAGACCGCCAAGGAGGUUGCCACCGCCAUCCGAGCCGCCAUCAUCAUUGCCAAGCUCGCCAUCAUCCCCGUCCGACGAGGAUACUGGGGUUCUUCUCUUGGUGAGCCUCACACCGUCCCCACCAAGACCUCCGGAAAGUGUGGAUCCGUCAACGUUCGACUCAUCCCCGCCCCCCGAGGUUCUUCCAUUGUUGCCUCCCCUGCUGUCAAGAAGCUUCUGCAGCUCGGUGGUAUCAAGGAUGUCUACACCUCUUCUGCCGGUUCCACCCGAACCCUGGAGAACACCCUCAAGGCUACCUUCAUUGCUAUUGCCAACACCUACGGCUUCCUGACCCCCAACCUGUGGACCGAGACUGCCCUCACCCCCUCUCCCCUCGAGACCCACUCUUCUUUCCUCUCUUCCCAGAAGCGACGAUUCUAA